Molecule: messenger RNA, 781 nt
Organism: Linum trigynum
Lineage: Eukaryota; Viridiplantae; Streptophyta; Magnoliopsida; Malpighiales; Linaceae
Source: the annotation of a GenBank genome assembly
CCAUACCCAACCCAUUAUCAAUGGGUCUACUUGGGUUUGGGUAUAAUUACCAAUGGGUGGGUAAUUUGCCAUCUCUAGCGAUAACAGAUUCUUUAUAAAUCGAGAGAGAGAGAGAGCAAAAAGGAGAAAUAAAGUAAAAUAAGAGAGACAUGGAGCGAGCCACAUCAGCGGCGGGUGCAUUCUUCUUCUUCUUCUUCAUCAUCGUCAUCAUGAUGUUCACAUUCCCGACGACGGCCAGCGUCGUCCAAGGCUACGGCGCCAGCCCCAAAUACUGCAGAGGUGACGUGGUGACCGAGUACGACGUGGCAACCUACUCAGCCUACGUGGCUCACGUGCUGUCCGAGCUGGCUACGGUAACGCCCACCGUAUCAGGCUUCCAGUACGGGACGGUGUUCCCCAACGACAACCCUGGUUCCGUCCAGGGCACGGCGUUGUGUGACGGCACGAGAGACGCCAGCCGUUGCGCAACCUGCCUCUCCGGUCUCCAAAAGUUGCUUUACGAUUCCUGCAGCAGCUACGAGGGCGCCGGUGCCAAAGGCGGCAUCAUUUGUGGCAUGGGUUUCGACAUAGUGGCCUGACCGCCUGAGCCAUGCAACUCCGAGCCGGGCCGAUCCAAUCUAUCUAAUCUGCCACGUACUUUGUCUAAUUUUUUUUUUUUUCAAUCCGAGAAGACUAAUGGAAAGUACGUACGUAACUACGUAUCUAUAUUAGCCUGGCCAGCUAAUAAUUAAUUAUCCGAAAACCGUUAUUAAUGAUGUCAAAACAAAAGCGUGCAAUCGAC